AUGUCAGCCACGAUAACGGAUGACAUAGUGAAGACGGUUCUCGACACAAUUGAGGAGAAUAAAAAGUAUGAGACGGAUGAGGAGAAGUCACAUCUUAUCAAAUGCGAGGCCAAUCAGUUUUUUAAGGACCAAGUGUACGACGUAGCCGCGGAUCUCUAUUCCAUCGCCAUCGAGCUCCAUCCGACCGCUAUGCUCUACGGAAAUCGUGCUCAAGCGUAUCUGAAAAAAGAGCUCUACGGAGCAGCUUUAGAGGACGCCGACAACGCGAUUUCCAUGGAUCCCUCAUAUGUGAAGGGAUUCUAUCGACGGGCGACGGCGAAUAUGGCGUUGGGACGGUUUAGAAAGGCGUUGGCUGAUUAUCAGGCGGUCGUUAAGGUCGUUCCCAACGAUAUCGACGCGAAAUCAAAGUUUGAAGAGUGCCAAAAAAUCGUCCGCCGUCAGAAUUUCCUUCUCGCAAUUUCGACGGAUCACGAUAAGAAAACGGUCGCUGAGACGCUUGAUAUCAACGCGAUUGCUAUCGAAGACUCGUAUGAAGGACCACAUUUGGAGGAAAAGAUCACCCGGGAAUUCAUGAUGGAUCUGAUUCAAAAAUUCAAGGAUCAGAAGAAAUUGCACAAGAAAUACGCAUUCAAGAUGCUCCUCGAUUUCUAUAAUUAUGUGAAAGAGUUGCCGACGAUGGUUGAGAUUACUGUAGCCGCCGGGAAGAAAUUCACAAUUUGUGGAGAUAUUCAUGGACAAUUUUAUGAUUUAUGCAAUAUUUUCGAGAUUAAUGGAUUCCCAUCGGAGACUAAUCCAUAUCUAUUCAACGGUGAUUUCGUCGAUCGUGGCUCAUUCUCGGUGGAGACGAUCUUCACAAUGAUGGGAUUCAAACUUUUGUAUCCGAAUCACUUCUUCAUGUCACGCGGAAAUCACGAAUCGGAUGUGAUGAACAAAAUGUACGGAUUCGAGGGAGAAGUGAAGGCAAAGUACACACAACAGAUGAGUGACAUGUUCACGGAGACAUUCUGUUGGCUUCCGUUGUGUCACGUCAUUAAUCAGAAGAUUUUUGAGUCAUCUGAGACGUCUAAUAGGUUCUGGACGGAUUCUGGAGCAUCUAGAGCUUCCAGUGGUGUCGUGACGCCUUCUGAAGCUACCAGAAGCGUCGUGACGUCUUCUGAGACAUCUAAUAGGUUCUGGAUGGAUUCUGAAGCAUCUGAAAGUGUCGUUUGUCACGGAGGACUAUUCAAAGAAGACGGUGUCACCCUAGAGGAUAUCCGAAAAACCGACAGAAACCGUCAGCCACCAGAUGAGGGUAUCAUGUGUGAUUUAUUGUGGUCCGAUCCACAACCGAUCAACGGAAGAAGUCCGUCGAAGCGAGGUGUCGGAUGCCAAUUUGGACCGGAUGUCACAUCGAAAUGGUGUGAAAUGAAUGGAAUUGAAUAUGUUGUCAGAUCUCACGAGGUGAAACCGGAAGGAUACGAAAUGCAUCACAACGGACAGUGCUAUACGGUGUUCUCGGCACCCAAUUACUGUGAUCAAAUGAAUAAUAAGGGAGCGUUCAUCACAAUUACCGGAGAUAAUUUAUCGCCCCGCUUCACACCAUUCGACGCCGUUCCUCACCCGAAACUGCCGCCAAUGGCCUAUGCCAACAGUCUGUUCGGAUUCAAUUAG
This is a messenger RNA of Caenorhabditis remanei, 1650 nucleotides long. RefSeq lists its product as uncharacterized. NCBI's taxonomy places the organism in Eukaryota, Metazoa, Nematoda, Chromadorea, Rhabditida, Rhabditidae. Gene Ontology annotation, cellular component: nucleus; cytosol. Bases 1 to 1650 code for a protein of 549 amino acids. The record is from RefSeq and is a predicted model, not a curated record. The transcript has 10 exons. Gene Ontology annotation, molecular function: protein binding; protein serine/threonine phosphatase activity.